Molecule: messenger RNA, 1155 nt
Organism: Balaenoptera acutorostrata (minke whale)
Lineage: Eukaryota; Metazoa; Chordata; Mammalia; Artiodactyla; Balaenopteridae
Gene: NPY2R
Product: neuropeptide Y receptor Y2
Exons: 1
Coding region: 1-1155 (384 amino acids)
Biological process (GO): G protein-coupled receptor signaling pathway
Cellular component (GO): membrane
Molecular function (GO): neuropeptide Y receptor activity
Source: RefSeq, a predicted model, not a curated record
AUGAAAAUGGGCCUAUUAGGUGCAGAGGCUGAUGAGAACCAGACAGUGGAAGAAAUGCAAGUGGAGCAGUUCGGUCCAGGGCACACCACUCCUAGAGGGGAACUGGCCCCUAACUCUGAGCCGGAGCUUAUAGACAGCACCAAGCUGAUUGAGGUACAGAUCGUCCUUAUAUUGGCCUAUUGCUCCAUCAUCUUGCUUGGGGUGAUUGGCAAUUCCUUGGUGAUCCAUGUGGUCAUCAAAUUCAAGAGCAUGCGUACAGUAACCAACUUUUUUAUUGCCAAUCUUGCUGUGGCGGAUCUUCUGGUGAACACCCUGUGCUUGCCAUUUACACUUACUUACACCUUAAUGGGGGAAUGGAAAAUGGGUCCUGUCCUAUGCCACUUGGUGCCCUAUGCCCAGGGCCUGGCGGUACAAGUGUCCACCAUCACCUUGAUAGUAAUUGCCCUGGACCGGCAUCGUUGCAUUGUCUACCACCUGGAGAGCAAGAUUUCAAAGCGAAUCAGCUUCUUGAUUAUUGGCUUGGCUUGGGGAAUCAGUGCCCUUCUAGCAAGCCCCCUGGCCAUCUUCCGGGAGUAUUCACUGAUUGAGAUUAUUCCUGACUUUGAGAUUGUGGCCUGUACUGAGAAGUGGCCUGGUGAGGAGAAGAGCAUCUAUGGCACUGUCUAUAGUCUUUCCUCCUUAUUAAUUCUGUAUGUUUUGCCUCUGGGCAUCAUCUCUUCUUCCUAUACUCGUAUCUGGAGUAAACUUAAGAACCAUGUCACCCCUGGAGCUGCUAAUGACCACUACCAUCAGCGGAGGCAAAAAACCACCAAAAUGCUGGUGUGUGUGGUGGUGGUAUUUGCAGUCAGCUGGUUGCCGCUCCAUGCCUUCCAACUUGCUGUCGACAUUGACAACCAAGUCUUGGACCUGAAGGAGUACAAACUCAUCUUCACUGUGUUCCAUAUCAUUGCCAUGUGCUCCACCUUUGCCAACCCCCUUCUCUAUGGCUGGAUGAACAGCAACUACAGAAAGGCUUUCCUCUCAGCCUUCCGCUGUGAGCAGAGGUUAGACGCCAUUCACUCGGAGGUAUCUGUGACAUUCAAGGCUAAAAAGAACCUGGAAACCACAGAGAACAAUGGGCCCAAUGAUUCUUUCACAGAGGCUACCAACGUCUAA